Parascedosporium putredinis is the source of this 3636-nucleotide messenger RNA. NCBI's taxonomy places the organism in Eukaryota, Fungi, Ascomycota, Sordariomycetes, Microascales, Microascaceae. The record is from the annotation of a GenBank genome assembly.
AUGGGUAAGAAGGCCGUUCACUUUGGCGCCGGCAACAUUGAUCAGUAUGCUGACCAGGUCAUCUUUCCUCGAUGCGUAGGCCGUGGCUUCGUUGCCUGCUUCCUCCACAACUCUGACUAUGAGGUCAUCUUCGCCGAUGUCGUCGAGCCCCUUGUCAAGUCCAUCAAUGAGAACUCCUCGUACAAGGUUAUUGAGGUUGGCGUUGAGGGCACCGAGGAACUCACCAUUACCAACUACCGCGCCAUCAACUCGCGCUCCGAUGAGGAGGCUCUCGUCAAUGAAAUCGCGACUGCCGAUGUCGUGACAUGCUCCGUUGGCCCCACCAUCCUCAAGUUCAUCGCCCCUCCCAUUGCCAAGGGUAUUGACAAGCGUUCCUCUGACCUUCCUCCCCUCGCCGUCAUUGCCUGCGAGAAUGCCAUUGGCGCCACCGAUACCCUUGCCGGCUUUAUCAAGCAGAAUGCCAAGGAACCUGAUCACGAUAAGCGUGCUCGCUAUGCCAACUCGGCUAUUGAUCGCAUUGUACCCGCUCAGGACCCCAACGCUGGUCUUAGCGUUAAGCUCGAGAAGUUUUACGAGUGGGUCGGUAUCCAGUGGGUUGACAACCUCGAGCCCUACAUUGAGCGCAAGCUCUACACUGUGAACACUGGUCAUGCUACUGCUGCCUACCACGGCUAUAGCCGCGGCAAGGCCACCGUUGACCAGGCUCUUGAGGAUGAGUUCAUCCUGGGCCAGGUCCGCAAGGCUCUUGCGGAGACUACCGAACUCAUCGUGUCCAAGCACGGAAUCGCUCUUGACGCUCAGAAGGCAUAUGCCGAGAAGAUCAUCACCCGUAUCAGCAACCCUCACCUUGCUGAUGCUGUCGAGCGUGUCGGCCGUGCUCCUCUGAGGAAGCUUAGCCGCAAGGAGCGCUUCAUUGGGCCCGCUUCGCAACUUGCUGAGCUUGGCAAGGAUGUCACUGCCCUAGUUGAUGCCGCAGAGCAGGCCUUCCGAUUCCAGAACAUUGAAGGCGACGAGGAGAGUGCCGAGCUUGCCAAGAUUCUUGCUGAGAACUCGGCCGACGAGGUUGUGAAGAAGGUCACUGGACUUUCUGAGACUGAUAAGCUAUACCCCAAGAUUCUCGAGGUUGUCCAGAAGGUGAAGGGACAACGUUAUGACCCACUUUACAUCAAGAUGCGCCUCGACGUCAAGCGGCAACUAUUUGCCCGAAGCGAACGGGUGAAGGGGAUUGACUUCCACCCUCACGAGCCAUGGAUCCUUACGACCCUCUAUAACGGCCAGGCCUAUAUCUGGUCAUACGAAACGCAGCAAGUCGUGAAGACUUUCGAGCUGACCGAUGUUCCUGUCCGAGCUGGUCGCUUUGUUGCGCGGAAGAACUGGAUCGUGUGUGGUUCGGACGACUUUCAGGUUCGGGUUUAUAACUACAAUACUUCGGAAAAGAUCACUGCCUUCGAGGCCCACCCCGAUUAUAUUCGAGCCAUUGUCGUCCAUCCCACGCAGCCCUUCAUCCUUACCGCCUCCGAUGACAUGACGAUCAAGCUGUGGGAUUGGGAGAAGGGCUGGAAGUGUGUUCAGGUAUUCGAAGGACACGGUCAUUAUGUCAUGGGCCUAGCAAUCAACCCCAAGGACACCAAUACCUUUGCCUCUGCGUGUCUCGAUCGAACGGUCAAAAUAUGGAGCCUCGGCUCGCCGACUGCCAACUUCACGCUCGAGGCCCACGAUACCAAGGGGGUCAACCAUGUCGACUACUACCCCUUCCCCGACAAGCCUUACCUCCUCACCUCCUCCGACGAUAGGACCGUUAAGAUUUGGGACUACACCACCAAGUCGUUGAUCGCCACCCUCGAGGGCCAUACCAACAAUGACGGCACCAUUCGUAUCUGGCACGCCAACACGUACCGUUUCGAGCAAUCUCUGAACUAUGGCCUCGAGCGUGCGUGGUGUGUGUCGUACCAGAAGGGCCAGCAGGGCAUCGCCGUCGGCUUUGACGACGGCGCUGUUGUCAUUAAGAUGGGUAGAGAGGAGCCUGCCGUGUCUAUGGACGGCUCAGGCAAGCUCAUCUGGGCACGCCACAACGAGGUCAUCUCCGCGAUCAUCAAGGGCGGUGAUGCUUCUAUCAAGGACAAUACCCCCAUCAGCCUGCCUGUCAAGGAGCUCGGCACCUGCGAAGUUUACCCGCAAACCCUCAUUCACUCGCCCAACGGGCGCUUCACUGCCGUUUGCGGUGACGGCGAAUACAUCAUCUACACCAGUCUCGCAUGGAGGAACAAGGCCUUCGGCUCUGCCCUUGAUUUCGUCUGGGCCUCGAAAGAGAACAGCAAUGAUUUUGCCAUCCGCGAGUCAGCUACGAGCGUAAAGGUCUACAAGAAUUUCACCGAGAAGCAAGGCGGACUUGACGUUGGAUUCCAUGCCGACGGCCUCACUGGAGGCACCCUCCUCGGUGUGACGGGCCAAGGCGGUGUAUCCUUCUUUGACUGGAAUACUGGGGCCCUCGUCCGAAGGAUCGAAGUCGAGCCCAAGCAGGUCUACUGGUCGGACAAUGGCGAAUUGGUUGCUAUUGCUUGCGAAGACACUUUCUACGUGCUCCGAUUCUCUCGCGAAAACUUUGUCGAGGCGGUACAGUCAGGCCAGGUUGAAGAGGACGGCGUUGAGGCCGCUUUCGAGGUCAUCACCGAUAUCAACGAGAGUGUCCGCACCGGUGAAUGGAUCGGAGCCGUCUUCGUUUAUACGAAUGCGACCAACCGACUCAACUACCUUGUGGGAGACCAAACCUACACGAUAUCCCACUUUGACACGCCCAUGUACAUUUUGGGUUUCAUCCAGCGCGACGAGAGGAUUUACCUGGCCGACAAGGACGUCAACGUCACAUCGUUUGCCCUUUCGCUGCCCGUCCUGGAGUACCAGACACUUGUGCUCCAGGAGGAGAUGGAGACGGCACAGGAGCUUCUGGCCAACAUCCCGGCGGACCAACUGAACAAGGUUGCCCGAUUCCUCGAGGGUCAAGGUCACAAGGAACUUGCACUCGAAGUUGCGACGGACCCAGAGCACAGGUUUGAGCUUGCCCUGGCCCUCAAUCAACUCGAGGUUGCCCUCGAGUUGGCCAAGGAAGCCGACGUGGAGCACAAAUGGAAGACGGUGGGAGAUGCAGCGUUAGCGGGGUGGGAUGUGGCUCUCGCGGCCAAGUGCUUUACCCAAGCCAGAGAUAUUGGCUCCCUCCUCCUUCUUCACUCUUCUACGGGCGAUAGGGAGGGCCUUGCCGCCCUCGCCAAGCAGGCGGAAGAGGCAAGCGCGCACAAUGUGGCAUUCAGCUGCCACUGGAUGCUUGGUGACGUUGACGCGUGUGUGGAUAUCCUUACCAAGACAGGCAGGCAUGCGGAAGCGGUUCUUUUCUCGCAAACGUACAAGCCGAGCACUACGCGGCCGCUGGUAGACGGGUGGAAGGAGAGUCUCGAAAAGGGCAAGAAGGGACGAGUUGCUAAGAUUCUUGCAGUGCCUGGGGAGGAUGACGAGCUCUUCCCUGAGUGGGAUGAGUGGCUGAAGCUGGAGAGUGAGGGAAAGUCGGCGGACGCGGCUGUUUCGACCAGUAAUGGAGACGAAGCUGGUUCUGAGGAGCAAGCAGAAGCAGAGGAGGAAGAAUGA